This is a messenger RNA of Micropterus salmoides (largemouth bass), 6383 nucleotides long. RefSeq names its product telomerase protein component 1-like. The record is from RefSeq and is a predicted model, not a curated record. Gene Ontology annotation, molecular function: protein binding; telomerase RNA binding; telomerase activity. Lineage: Eukaryota; Metazoa; Chordata; Actinopteri; Centrarchiformes; Centrarchidae. Gene Ontology annotation, biological process: telomere maintenance via recombination. Gene Ontology annotation, cellular component: telomerase holoenzyme complex.
GCGCUCUCUAGCCAAGAAGCUGCUUCUCGCAUGAGGAAAUCAACAUCUACACUGUCCCUAGGCGUCCGAAAUACACACUAACACUGAACUAUAGCAAACGUUAACAUCAGAUACACCAGAGGACACGUUUGUUCAGAGUCAGUGCUCGGCCCGUGGAGGGUAAACUCUGGUGUUUGUGAGAUGAGGGCACUGACUUUGCAUCAGGCAAAUGUGGCCCAAGGAGAGCCGCACCAUGCUAGAUGUGGAAGGAGUUUGUCUUCCAACUAUGCUCCUCUGGAGAAUAAGCUCUUAGCUCAGACCUCCACACUGAUGCCCCAGCCUUGCCCUCCAAUCUUAAACUCUGCAGCUUGCCCCUCUCUCCAGCCCUCCAGCCUGUCUUCCACCUCCUCGUCCUUUCUCUCUACCUCUUCCUUCUCACCUGCCCUCACCUCUCCUCUCCUCAGCACCGAGAACAAGCUCCUAAAUGGCCAUUCACCUCAUCUCUCUUUUUCCCUGACUUCCUCUACAUCUGUACCCAACGACUCUCUGCUUUGCACAUCCCUGGCCAGCAGUGCUCUGCUCAGUCAUUUUGCUCAUCCCCCUUCAGUCCUCCAACAUGCUCUGGGUGGUGAACAGAAGAGGGAUGUUGGAGGAGACGAAGGCAGAGGGGAAACAAUUGAAGUGAUGCAGUCCUCUUUUGAAGAAACAAGUGUGACACAUUCUGAGGAAGAUGACGUUUUGCCCGAAGAGGAGAUGGAGGUGGAGGAUGAUGACGCUGGGACAGCCAUGAUAUUACCUGUCCUGGAAACAGAAUUGGGCAGCGAGGAUUUCGAACAAGCUCUGGUCAACAGGCAGGAGGAAUUUGCUGAGUUUGAUAGAGGAAAUGAAAUUGUUGAAGAGGAGCUGAAUGAUAAAAAGUAUCUCCUGCUGAACGAGGUGUGUUGCUCCCUGGUCAAGAAGUGCAAAGCACCAGGCCAGAAAGACUGGGACUCAGAGGACAGUGUUUGGACCAGGAUCACAAAUCUGGCGAAGGACAUCUCUGUCUGUGACCCACAGUUUCUUCUCAAGGUGGCAGUUUACACUCGCCAGGAGUUGAACAUCCGCAUCACAGCAAACUUCUUAUUGGCUCUGGCUGCCAGUCAGCCCUCCACCAAGCCACAUGUCCGCAGAUACUUCUGUGCUGCUGUACAGCUGCCCUCAGACUGGCUGGAAGUAGUCCGAAUCUAUAGUACAUGUUUCAGCCACUCCCUGCCAAUGUGCCUGAAGAAGGCAAUGGCUGACAAGUUCAAGCAGUUCAGCGAGUAUCAGCUGGCCAAAUACAACACACGCAAACAGCGCUGCAAACACAACCGCAACAGGCGCAAUGCCAAGAAACCAACUGAUCAGCAGCUGACCCUGUGGGCGAACUUUCUCAGAACAGAUGCAUCUAUUCUGAAGAAGUUUUUGCAGGUAGAGGGCAGGGAAGUGGUGGAUAAAAAGCAGAGUGAGUUCAGUAUAAAGAAGAUGAUCAAGAGGCUUCACAUUAAAGAACCUGCUGAACAUGUUAUGGCCAUUCUGGGAAAAAAGUAUCCUGCUGACCUGAAGGCGUUUACCCGCAGUGGAAUAAAGGGCGUGUGGGACAGGGAGAGAGCCGGGCAGCGAAUGACGCUCAAAGAGCCAGAGACCUGGGAACGGCUGCUCAGCCGGGAGGGCAACAAAGCCGCCACCUGGGAGAAGCUCAUUGACAAUAAGUCUCUUCCAUUCAUGGCCAUGCUGAGGAACCUGAGGAACAUGAUUGUUAAGGGCAUCAGUGAGGCUCAUCACAAGAAGAUCCUCAGCAGACUGACCAAUAAGAAAGCAGUCAUUCAGAGCCGACAGUUUCCCUUCAGAUUCCUCGUGGCCUACAAAGUCAUCAUGGACCUUUACAGUCUGGCCUCAGCCUCAGCGUCAGAGCAAGCACUCCCCCCUGUUAAAGAGAUCCUGAAGGGAAUCCUGAAGAAGGUUCCCAAGAGCAAGCGCUUCAAUCGUCUGGACUGGGGGACGUAUUCAAGGAGCAGGAUGAGGGUGACACUUGGAGUGCCGUUUAUCUACCGACAAUACAGAAUGAAGAAGGACCAGCUCCUGAAGGCCAAUAAGAUCCUGUACUCUGUUGCUCUGUUGGACCGUUACCGCAAAGCUCUGGAGACGGCGGUUCAGAUCUCCUGUCGUUACAAUGUGCCCCCGCUCCCCGGACGAACCCUUAUCGUGCUGUCUGCUAACUUGAGGCGUUAUCGGUCCUGGAAUGAGAAUACGGACUUCUGCCUCCCGCCAGAUCUCAAGGAACAAAACAAGGAGGAGGAAGAGGAAGAAGAAGUGUGCACAAGGACAGGGGUGAAGAAGAAGAAUGAGGAGGAGAAUAAGCUCACUGCAUCUGUAAGGGCCUAUUUGGAGGUGGCAGUUCUUCUCUCUCUGAUGAUUGGCAGCAGUGCCGAGGACAGUCAGCUCUGCUUAGCUGAUUGGAGUCACUGCGAAGAAGUCAAGCUGAAGUCUGAUGUUCUCUUGGAUAAUGUCAGGAGUGUGAUGGAGCAAGUAGAGGCAUGUAUAAAUAAGUCAGAUGAUGCUAAGGACUGCAAUUACUUGUCCACAUUGCUCACCAAGAAAAACAAGGUGGACAACAUCAUCACGGUAACUGACUCCUGGAACUAUUAUGAUGUCGAGUACACCAUCAACAACUACAAGAAGGAAAUAAACCACAAAACCCUCUUUGUGAGAAUCCUCUUGUCAGAGAGAAACUCAGAGUACAUCGCUGACAGGAACUGUGUGGAGCUGGCAGGCUUCAGUGAACAAAUACUGAGGUUUGUGGCAGAAAGAGGAUCAUCCAGGCUGCUGGACCAUGUGGAGCAUUUAGACAGACUGCACAACAUCCCACCACCAGAGGGAGCUAAAGGCACUCAGACAACAAACAGAGUUGUCCCAAUACCAGCCAGCCCCAAGUUGAGGUGGCGAGGUGUACGUGUGUUUAUCUCCUCCACCUUCAGAGACAUGCACGCUGAGCGCGAUAUCUUGGUGCGGAAUGUGUUUCCUGAGCUCCGGCGUCGUGCUGCGUCACACUGCCUCUACCUGCAGGAGGUGGAGCUGCGUUGGGGAGUGACGGAGGAGGAGUCGGGGCGAGCCACCGAGCUGUGCCUGUCAGAGGUCUGCCGCAGCCAGAUGAUGGUGGGAAUCCUGGGGGAGAGGUACGGCCUGGUGCCUCCCAAACCUGUCCUCCCUGACCUGCCACAGUACAGCUGGCUGGCGUCGGCCCCUGCAGGCCUGUCCAUCACAGAGAUGGAGAUCCGUCAGUUUCAGGCUCUUUUCCCCGACACAGCACACCAGCGAAUGUUCUGCUACUUCAGAGAUCCAAACAUCACCAAAUCAGUUCCGGUGGCUUGGAGAGCUGACUUUGUUCCUGAAUCAAAGGAGGCAGAGUCUAAAAUGGCCUCUCUGAAGAGCAGGAUCCGGGAAAGUGAAGUCAAGGUCACUGAAAAUUACCCAUGUGAGUGGGGAGGCGUUGUGGAGGGGAGACCAUAUCUGAAAAACCUGGACCACUUUGGCAAGGCCGUGCUGGAAGACCUCUGGAUGGCCGUAGUAAAGCAAUUUGUUGAAGAGGACGACGAGGCGGAGGCUGUGUCCGAAGUGACUGAGCAGGAGGUGCACCAGGGGGCGUUGCAGAGGCAGUUCUUCGGCAGGGCAAAGCUGAUGUCCGGGGCUGUCGAGAUAGUGGAGCAGGUCCAGGCCAAAGGAGGAUGUCUGUUCGCUCAGUCCCUGUCCGGUCACCAGCACUCAGUGCGCAGUCUCUGCUUCUCUCCCUCCUCCCCCAUGCUUUGCUCUGGCUUUGCUGGAGAGGUGAGGGUGUGGUCAGUUUCCACCUCCACCUGUGUGGGAUGUUUCCAGGCUCACUUCGGAGCCACGGAGUCUCUCACCUUCCUGGAUGAAGGACGCAUGCUGCUGAGCGCUGGCUCAGAUCACAUGCUCCGCCUCUGGUCAGGAGGACUUGGACGUUCAGUCACUACUUUUAAACGUGAAGAAUGCGAACUGGAGCCUCCUCAGAAGAAACGGAGGUCUCCAACCUCUGGACCUGCUGCUCUGUGUGUGGCUGUUAAUGGAGACUAUACUGGGGGAUACCAUGGUGAUGGCGUCAAACUCUUCACUAUUGACUCAGGUAAUAAGAUCUGGGCCUCCCAGAACCUUGAUGUGUCCAUACUGUGCCUGCUGUGGGUCGUCCUGAAUGCAGAGCAGAGCGAACCUGAGCUGCUGGUGUCUGGAGGAAGUGACAAACGUCUGAGGGUCUGGAAGAGGGAAGGAGGAGAGGAGGGAAUGCUGGGAGGCCUGAAAAUGUUGGGAACGUUUGGUGUGCAAACAGGCGCCAUCCUGGCAUUGGCACAAAACUCCACAUACCUGGCUACAGCAUCAGAUGACUUCACCAUUGUUCUGUGGUUGCUGAGCGAACUGGCCCUCGACCCCCACAUUAAGCCUCAUGCAUAUCUGAGGGGCCACAGUGGAGGAGCCACCUGUCUGGCUUUCAGUCCUGAUGGUGAACAGCUGUUGUCCGGUGGAAAAGAUCAGGCCCUGAUGGUGUGGGAUGUGAGUGUGUCUCCUGCUGUUCUCUCCAAGUCUCUCCCUCACUCUCACAGAGACUGGAUCACCAGCUGUGUUUGGACUCCAGACUGUGUGAUUAGCUCUUCAAACGACGGGAGGCUUUGUUUAUGGGAUCUGCAGGCGGGCCAACGUCUCAGAGAAAUCUCCUGGAGGAGUCCUCUUACAUCUGUUUGCUGUGUGGGGCAGUAUGUGGUGGCUGGCUGUGCAGAGGGAGCGCUACACGUUUGGACCUGGGAAGCAAGCACAGAAAUCUGCCACAUUGCUGCACACAAGCAGCGUAUACACCACUGCUCUCUCCUACCAAAUACAAAUGAGAACAAAGAAGUCAACGCCGAAGACAUGACUGUUUUCACUGCGUCUGAUGAUGGCACAGUGCAGCUGUGGAAACCGCUACAGGUGGAGCACUUCAGCACCUUACAUGGUCACAACGGUGCGAUAUGUGGAGUUGUUCGCAAAGAAGGACUCCCAGAAUUCCUCUCUGUUUCUGAAGACUGCUCACUGCGAUGCUGGACAUGGACAACAGAGGAUCCUCCCUGCCUCAGAGGCAAAGUCACAGCUCUGUGCUACUCCCAGACGGAUGAUUUGGUUCUGGCUGGUUAUGAAUCUGGUUUUCUGGAAUUAUGGCAGCACAACACUGUGGUUGGCCACAAGCAGGUUUCAGACAGCAUCAUCACAGCGGCCUGUUCCAUGCCUGACAGCCAGUUUGCUGUCAGCUACAUGAAACAUAACGUUGAUGUGUGGAAGCCGGUGUGGAAUCAACAACAUAGCACUGCAAGCCUGGUGAAAGUAGCCACGUACAUGGUGGAGGAGCCAGUGGUCCGCCUCUACUACUGCUCAGUUCUUCUCGGUGUAUCAAACGCUGGGACAAUAUUUAACGUUACAAUUUUUGACAAGGACAGUUUGUCCCACAAAGUCGUGAGUUGGAGCCACAAUAUGAAAGUUUUGGGGAUGAUCCAUAACGACAAGAAGAGCAUGUGGGUCGUGGGCGAGUCAGAGGAAAGCAUUGCGAUUGGCUUCAUUUUUUUCAUGGGCCCCAAAUGUGAUCUCAGUUCAGCUUUCAGCAAACUACAGACCAACGAUGAGGAGAAGUGGAGUCUGAUUACAGCUGUAACUGUGGACAAAGGCUUUGUUGUGUCUGGAGACGUGAGGGGCAACAUGUGGUUCCUCCAGCUUACAGGGGAUUUCUCAUGGAGCAGCAGAAAACCUGCCCACAAAGACAGGAUCAGCGUGUUGAGACUCACUGACCACACCAUCAUAUCAGCCUCCUAUGAUAGGACGGUGAAGCUGUGGGACAGAAACACCAAGAAACAGAUCGGUAUGUUUGUGUGUGGAGGUCCCAUUCUUGAACUGGAGGUGAACCCUGAAAAACCCACUGAGCUGGUUUGUGGUGACGGACAAGGAAAACUCUACUUUCUCUCCUGGAAAGAAUAAUCCUAUAUAUAUAUAUAUAUAUAUAUAUAUAUAUAUAUAUAUAUAUAUAUAUAUAUAUAUAUAUAUAUAUAUAUAUAUAUAUAUAUAUAUAUAUAUAUAUAUAUAAACACAUGCCAAAGAUUGCUAGAAAUGUUUUGGGUAAACCUCUAUAUAAAAAAAGUCGUGUUUACAUGUGCCUUUUAAUUUAGAUGGGGAAAAAAACAUGUCACAAAACAUGACUGUUCGUUAUAAUUAUUUGAACUGAAUUAUUAAUUUAAUUAGAAAAUUGUAUUGGAAGGGAAAUAGGAAUGUGGGAUAUGAAAUACUUGAAGUGGAAAAAUCAGUGCAAUAACUAUAAGUGAUCUUUUCUUUAGAAAUAAAUUGUGUUCGUAUCAGCA